This is a messenger RNA of Melitaea cinxia (Glanville fritillary), 1985 nucleotides long. RefSeq names its product facilitated trehalose transporter Tret1-2 homolog. The record is from RefSeq and is a predicted model, not a curated record. Gene Ontology annotation, molecular function: transmembrane transporter activity. The coding region runs from base 181 to 1851 and encodes 556 amino acids. Gene Ontology annotation, cellular component: membrane. Lineage: Eukaryota; Metazoa; Arthropoda; Insecta; Lepidoptera; Nymphalidae. The transcript is spliced from 4 exons. Gene Ontology annotation, biological process: transmembrane transport.
UCACUAGCAGUUGCGUUCGUAUUGUGUACAGCGUUGUACGUUUCGCGUAUCAGUUAACGGGCUCUCGUACACAGACGCGUACGUGUGAGAAUUACGAACAAUAUAUAUUUUUAAAUAGUGCUGUGAAUAGUGUAAUUAUUAUUUUUUCUUGUGAAGUAUAAUUUAAAAAAAAAGAUAAGGAUGAGGGAAGACAGGAACGAGAAUGUAGCAGACGUGACCGUCAAAGAACCAGACAAUCACACGGAAGAAACACAAGAGACUCCAGAAGACAACCUAGAAGAUAACCCAGAGGAUAAUAUGCAAAAGCAGAUAAACUCUGCUGUGAAUAACGAAACAAUGAAAUAUACAGACGCCGCUAUUAGACAACGCGAAAAUGAAAAGACAUACAUUCAAAAUAUUAAGAAUUCUAGUUCAGGACUUACCUUAGGAGAUUUGAAAGAAGAAGCUUUACUAAGUGAUUCUAAAACUGUUACAAGAUUUUCACCGGGUUGGAAUCAGACCCUGGCAUCAACAGCAGCUAUCGUAAUGACCUUCACCGCCGGUCUCACCUCAGGUUACUCAGCCAUCCUACUGCCUCAAUUGAAAGGAAAUGACAGCACCAUCCCUUGUGAUGAAAGCACCGCCUCUUGGAUUGCGGCAAUGGCAGCGCUACCGAUGGCUCCCGGUUGUUUAAUUUGUGGUUGGCUCAUGGAAAAGUUUGGCAGGCGAAACGCACACUACAUGGUCAGCGCCCCGUUCCUUCUCGGCUGGAUCCUCAUCGCCUGCGCUAACAACCUUGCCCUCAUCCUCCUUGGAAGAUUCUUCACAGGCCUUUGCGUCGGUCUGAUCGGACCUCUUGGCCCUGUAUUUAUCAGUGAAACGUCCAGUCCACAAUUGAGGGGAAUUUUCCUCGCAGCCAUAUCGUUGGCCAUCGCUUUUGGUAUUUUCGUAGCACAUCUCAUCGGAACUUGGGUUCAUUGGCAAUGGACGGCAAUAAUUUGCUCUAUAUUCCCAAUAAUCUCAGUACUUCUUUUAAGUCUGAUCCCAGAAAGUCCAACAUGGUUGAUAUCUAAGGGACAAAUUGAAGAUGGUGUGAAAGCAUUCAAUUGGUUGAGAGGAUACGACGAAGAAGCCAGGGCAGAAUUAAAAGCAAUCAUAGAUAAACGCAAAACCGCAGACUUGGAGCCAACCCCAACACUCAGAGAAAAGAUUGAGAGUCUUAAAUCACCUGAACUCAUAAAACCCUUAUUUAUAAUGAUCGUUUUCUUCGUGACGUGCCAGUUUUCAGGAGUUAAUGCUGUCGCAUUUUAUUCGAUAGAAAUAAUUGAGAAAGCGGUUGGUAAAGGAAUAGACCAUUACGUCGCAAUGUUGGCGAUAGACUUAUUAAGAACCGUUAUGUCUGUAGUGGCAUGUGUCACUUGCAAGAAAUAUGGCAGACGACCUCUAUGUUUAAUCAGCGGUGUCUUCACCGCUUUGUCUAUGGUUGGCCUAUCAAUGUUCCUCUACUGGACAGAUGGCAAACCGACAAACCUAACAUGGAUCCCGCUGUCAUGUCUGAUGGCUUACAUAUGUGCCAUAUCUAUAGGACUGGUUCCGUUGCCCUGGAUGAUGUGUGGAGAAGUUUUCCCAACUAAAGUAAGGGGCCUUGGUUCAGGAAUCAGUUCCGCAACAACUUUCGUCUCAUUCUUCAUCGUUGUGAAAACUGCCCCAGGAAUGAUGUCUGAUUUAGGAGAGGUACUCACAUUCCUCUUCUACGGUAUUGUAGCACUCGUUGGUACUGGUAUCCUAUUCUUCAUUUUACCUGAAACGAAAGGUAAAAGCCUACAAGAAAUCGAAGAUAAAUUUAAGAGUGGAAAAAUAAGUAUAGCCUAAUUUUUAUAUAUGUCUAAGUGUAUAAAUUUAAGUAAUUCCAUUGAAAUCAAAUCUCGCUCAAAGCGCAAAUUAUGUACUGUCUGUGAUAUUAUAGUUUUUAAAAAUUUAAUAAAUAUAAAUAUGUUAUAUUAUGA